CGGCCUUGCCCAGCGCAGGGUCGGAUCCCGCUCCGCCCCGCUGCGGGCACCAUGGAGCGGCUCGGGAAGCGCUCUGCGGCCCGGCUGGACACCGUCCUGCGGCACCUCUGCCCGCGGCUGGGCGCGGCCCCCGCCCCCAUAAGCUUUCCUACUUCUGCCCAAGUCAGUGCUGUUCCUCAUUCGGGGAGGUUUUGCUACACCCUGGACAAUGAUCUCCUCACCACACAGCAGAGGCAGUUCUAUGAAGACAACGGGUACCUGCUCGUCAAGAAGCUCGUUUCUGAUGAAGACAUCGAGCGCUUCAGGAGGGAAUUCACGAGGAUCUGUAAAAGAGAGGUGAAUCCACCAGGAGCUAUGAUUAUGAAAGACGAGUCCCUGAAAUCCCAGUUUGGUCAGUCUGAAAAAGUGGUUAAUAAAGUGCAGGACUUCCAGGAAGACGAAGAGCUGUUCAGAUAUUGCACUCUGCCAGAGGUCCUCAAAUACGUCGAGUGCUUCACAGGGCCAAACAUCAUGGCCAUGCACACCAUGCUGAUAAAUAAACUUCCAGAUUCUGACAAACAGACUUUUCUCCACCCCAUGCAUCAGGACCUGCACUAUUUCCCGUUCCGGCCCGCGUCCCGCAUCGUGUGCGCCUGGACCGCCAUGGAACGGGCCGACCAGGACAACGGCUGCCUGGUCGUGCAGCCCGGGACACACAAGACCACCCUGAAGCCUCAUGGCUAUCCCAAGUGGGAGGGUAAAACCAACAAACUUUUCCAUGGGCUGCUUGAUGAGGAUGAGAAGACUCCCAAGGUUCACCUUGUCAUGGAGAAGGGGGACACGGUGUUCUUCCAUCCCCUGCUCAUUCACGGCUCUGGGAUAAACAGGACGUCAGGUUUCCGAAAGAGCAUAAGCUGUCACUUUGCCAGCUCAGAGUGCUACUACAUUGAUGUCAAGAACACGACUCAGGAGCACCUGGAGAAGGAACUGGAAGAAAUGGUCCGCAAGAAAUACAACGCGACUUCCGUGGAGCUCAAGGAUAUCUGGAACUUCCGAGCUCGGCUUGUGCAGGGGGAAAGAAUUAACCUGUAGAAGACCCUGUGAAGGGCAGGAUGGAGAGCAAGCACCUGAGAAUGAGCUUCUCUGGGGGGGAGACUGCAGACCCUGCCUGGGCAGGCAGAAUUCCCUGUGCUUUGUUGGCCUCUGUAGUGGUAACUCAGCCAAAUGCUGCAUCGCAAAAUCGUUCUAUGCUAAUACAGAAUAAUUGCACUGAGGUUGGACGGCAAAGAAAACCUAAUCUAGAAAACCAGAUUUGCUGUGGAUAUCUUAGAGAAAUCGAGGAGUUAAGGUCUUGAAAGAGCACCUUGAAUUUCCUUGAUGUUUUUUUUUUCUUGUUUCUUAAAAGUUUCCCACGUGACACACCUUUGGAAAGAUGCUACACUAACGUGAGGUUUUAUGCAAGAAUUUCCAGCGUUCCCAACUUCCUUUUCUAUGAAAAAAAAAAAAAAAAAAGGAAUCUAGAGUUUCACACGCAAGCCUGACAUGGGAAGUUAUUAGUAGAGCUGAUAAAGAUGGGCGUGUUGGUACCAGCAGAAUCAAUGGUGUAAGGAACUACAGAAAGGGAAAGCAGCAAUUACUCAUGUAGAAAAAUGGGAUUUGUGGGCAGGAGUGUCAUUGCUGGUGGAGUUCCUCAAACAUGUCUUACUGUGGCAUCCUACCUGACCGAGCACUGGCAGAAGUGUCUGAUGGGCUUGGGAGGUACUGGGCCAAUGAACCAGCCUCCCAUUGGCCUUGCACAACUGAUCCAAGGCUGUGUGAAGUGAGGGAACCCUCCUUGGAGACUGGUGGGACUGGGAAAAGGUGCCUUUUGCUGCUGCCAGCUCGAGGAGAUGGUUGGAUGCUCCCUGGGACACGGUGGGGUGGAGGUUUGUGCACUGAGAGGAUCCUCUCGCCCUUGACAAUGUUUUUUCUUGCUUUCUGAGAGAUCCUUUUGCUUUCAGAAUCUAUUUUUCGAAAUACAGAAUAAAUCAGAACCGAAUUGCA
Myiozetetes cayanensis is the source of this 2022-nucleotide messenger RNA. RefSeq names its product phytanoyl-CoA 2-hydroxylase (gene PHYH). Gene Ontology annotation, biological process: fatty acid alpha-oxidation. The transcript is spliced from 9 exons. Gene Ontology annotation, molecular function: phytanoyl-CoA dioxygenase activity. Lineage: Eukaryota; Metazoa; Chordata; Aves; Passeriformes; Tyrannidae. Bases 52 to 1071 code for a protein of 339 amino acids. The record is from RefSeq and is a predicted model, not a curated record.